AUGAAGUUCGACAUCUCACUCCUCUGCUCGGUUGCCGUUGGAGCUCAGGUUGUCCUCGGUACGCCAAUUCGCUCCAGGACACCGUAUAAUGUAAAAGAAACCCAUACGGCUCCUAGCAAAUGGACAAAACUCGGACGAGCGCCUUCUCAGCACAAGCUUCAUCUGAAGAUCGGGUUGAAGCAGAACAAUUUCGAAGAAUUGAGCCGCCAUCUGAACGAAGUCUCCAACCCAGACCAUGGUCGUUACGGUCAACACCUAUCCGUGGAUGAGGUCAACGACUUCGUAAAGCCAACCGAUGAGACUCUUGACCUAACUCACGAGUGGCUACUCAGCAAUGGCGUGAGCGAGAUGAGUUACAGCCCUGCCAAGGACUGGAUUAAUAUCCUCCUCGAUGUGGGCUCAGCGGAGGCUUUGUUGGAUACAGAAUACUCCGUCUACCGGCACGAGGACGGUACGGCUCUUGUCCGGACAUCGAAAUGGUCAUUGCCCAGUCAUUUACAUGAACAUAUUGAUACCAUCCAGCCGACAACAUCAUUCAUGCGAUCCGUCCCCAAAAAGUCGGAUUGGAUCCAAUUUAGCCAGCCGUGGACCCCUCCGGACUAUAAACCCCCAACAAAUGAAACUAUAUCCAAAGUGUGCCAAUUCUUCCCUGUCACGAUUGAAUGCUUUCAAACUCUAUACGCCACAAAAGGGUAUCAGCAAAAGGCUCCAGGUAUUGCAAAGAUAGCGUUCAAUAACUUCCUCAACCAAACUCCAAUCCGCCCUGAUAUAGAGGCCUUCCUCAAGCACUAUCGUCCUGAAGCUGCUGACAGCGCCAACACCUUCAAGUCAAUCGAGAUUGAUAAUGGACCUGCAGCUCAAUCCGAGCCACUGACUCUAGAGCAAGCUGCCGGUGACGAUUUUGUCAGGGAGGCAAAUCUUGAUGCUCAAACCAUUCUUGGGAUGACAUACCCGCAACCAGUUUAUUCCUAUUCGACCGGUGGCAGCCCGCCCUUUAUCCCGGAUCUUAACGCGCCAACUAAUACCAACGAGCCAUACUUAGAAUGGGUCAACUUCGUCAUGGCGCAACAUGAUAUUCCGCAGGUUAUCAGCACUUCAUAUGGCGACGAUGAACAAACUGUUCCUGAAGCAUACGCCCGAAGAGUCUGUCAACAAUUCGCGCGGCUUGGAGCUCGCGGUGUCUCACUUCUAGUCUCUAGUGGUGAUGAUGGAGUUGGAGACGAGGACGGAUCCUCCUGCUACACCAACGAUGGCAAAAAUAAGACCACAUUCUUGCCAUCAUUCCCAGCAAGCUGUCCAUAUGUCACAUCAGUUGGUGCCACACAACAAUUCGAACCAGAGGUUUCAGCCUACCGCGCUCCCGGUCUUGGACCUGAUGGCCUCAAGCACGGAUUUUAUGCUUCUGGCAGUGGGUUCAGCUACUACUUCGACCGGCCAGAUUGGCAGGAUGAUGUUGUUCCUGCCUAUGUUAAGAGCUUGAAGGGAAAGUAUGACGGUCUGUACAACAAAGGUGGCCGUGGUUAUCCUGAUAUUUCCGCCCAGGGUCUCUACUUCGCAUUCGUAUUCAACCUCACAGAGAGCUCCAUCAGUGGAACUAGCGCUUCUUGCCCUCUGAUGUCCAGUGUUGUGUCUCUUGUGAAUGACGCUCUUAUCUCAUCAGGCAAACCCACUAUGGGAUGGUUGAACCCCUGGCUUUAUAAGAAGGGCUACAAAGCCUUUACCGACGUAACAAUCGGAGAUAGCUACGGAUGCGGCACCAAAGGCUUCCCCGUAGCCAAGGGAUGGGAUCCAGUCACUGGGUUUGGCACUCCGAUCUUCCCAGAGAUGGUUAGAUUGGCAAAAGGAGACCAUGAUGGUCAUCAUUAG
Messenger RNA from Venustampulla echinocandica, 1866 nucleotides. RefSeq names its product Subtilisin-like protein. Gene Ontology annotation, molecular function: tripeptidyl-peptidase activity; serine-type endopeptidase activity. The record is from RefSeq and is a predicted model, not a curated record. The coding region runs from base 1 to 1866 and encodes 621 amino acids. Lineage: Eukaryota; Fungi; Ascomycota; Leotiomycetes; Helotiales; Pleuroascaceae. The transcript is spliced from 5 exons. Gene Ontology annotation, biological process: proteolysis.